Biomphalaria glabrata is the source of this 4459-nucleotide messenger RNA. RefSeq names its product protocadherin gamma-B1-like. Gene Ontology annotation, molecular function: calcium ion binding. The transcript is spliced from 10 exons. NCBI's taxonomy places the organism in Eukaryota, Metazoa, Mollusca, Gastropoda, Planorbidae. Gene Ontology annotation, cellular component: plasma membrane. Gene Ontology annotation, biological process: homophilic cell-cell adhesion. The coding region runs from base 581 to 4264 and encodes 1227 amino acids. The record is from RefSeq and is a predicted model, not a curated record.
GUGGUCCGGAGGCCCCGCGAGCAAGGAGUAGCCGGCCCUUGUUUCACAUGUCAUUGGGAGGUGUCGGAUACCCCCCCCCCCCCAACCCCCGUCGUCACGUGAAAGGUAUGCAAAUUUCAACUGUUCUGGUCGCAGUCCCACCCACCCUCACCUCCCUUCACAUUUUCCUCUGCCCUCCCCCACUCCCAAGUCUAACGCUUAUAUUUACAUCGCUCAGAGACUCGGGAGAGCUUCCUAACAGUGGAGACUGUCCACCAUCCAUGUUCUGUGCCCUUUGACUUGGAGUUAUUUCUUGUGCUUCAGUGACAUGUCAACAGAGGCUCGAACCAGAACCUCACCCGUCAGAGAAUAGAUAAAGGAUUUUUGUGUGCUCUAUUUCAUUAUUUCUCAGUGACUAACCAACUGGCCGAGGAUUAUACAUCAAACAAGUUCAUUCUAUUUGUCAUGAGAUGAUAUUCGAUUCAAAACCAGGACACUGUGGAUAAUGUUAUGUCACGUGACUAAAAGAGUUCAUCUAAGUCAGUCGUCGUAAUAAACAGUCCUAGUUUUUGGAAUCACUGUCUAGAGAAGGGAGAUAACCAUGUCUCAUCACUCAGCCUGGAAAAAUUGCGUCUUUUUCUCACUGUGCGUCGUGUUGAUGGCCGAGGCUAGCGCGCAGAAGAUCGAGCUGGAGUAUAGCAUCCAGGAAGAGGUCCCCAUCAACCAACCCAUCGGCAACAUAGUCCAGCACCCGGUUCUGUUCAACUACGUUCAAGGUCUGGCCACCAGGGAUCUUCGCUUCAGCUUUCUGGCGGAGGGGAAUCCCCAGGCAUCCUACAUAUCAAUCAACGAGACGUCAGGAGACCUGAAGACCGCCUCCAGGAUUGACCGUGAGACACUGUGUCGGCGCCAAGUUACGUGUGAGCUACGUGUCCAGACAGCAGUUCAGGCAGACCUCAGCUCCUUCUUCAUGUUAGUCCUGGUCAAGAUUGUCAUCCUGGAUAUUAAUGACAACGCUCCUGCCUUUGCGUCCAACGUUUUUUCAUUGAGAAUACCAGAGAGCGAAGGGGCGGGAGCGACUUACCUUCUUCCGACGGCGACGGACCCGGACACUGGGGUCGGGAACUCGAUCAUCGCCUACAACACGGUGGAAACGGGGGCCCCAUUCACGCUCCUGGUUAGCGGCAGCUUGGCCGCUUCCUUCGAGAUACGGCUACGCCUGGACGACAGCCUGGACAGGGAGGUCACCCCUUCCUACCAGGUGCUGGUCAGGGCGCUGGACGGUGGUGAGCCCAGGCUGACUGGCACCCUGACUGUUAACGUGGAGAUCGCUGACGUCAACGACAACGCCCCAGUGUUUGAACGCCGCCGCUACUCGGCCAACGUCUCCGAGGGAAACCCCGUGGAUACGGUGGUCGUGACAGUGAGGGCCGCAGACCAGGACGUAGGGCCCAAUGGCACGGUGACCUACGUGAUGCUGCCCACACAGGACGACCUUGACGUAUUCUCCAUGUUCGCCAUCAAUAAUGUCACCGGGGAGAUUCGAACCCUGGCUCCGUUGGACAAAUACGCAGGUAGAACCUACAGUUUGAGCAUCCAAGCCCAGGAUUCAGGUCCGACACCCAAAGCUGACCAGACAUAUGUAGACAUCUCAGUGCUGGACACUCGGAACAGUCCACCUAACAUUUUGCUUCAUGUGCUUCGAACAGCAGGCAAAACAUCUCAGGUCUCAGAACUGGCCGAGUUAGGACGUGUGGUGGCCUAUUUCUCAGUAUCAGAUCCCGACCCCAAGACCAGCCCAAACAGUGUGGUCACUUGCUCUACGGACAGUGACCAGUUUGAACUUCAGGCCAUGGAUCAGAAUCAGUACAAGGUCAUUUUGUCGAAACGUCUGGACAGGGAGCAGGCAGCUUAUCACAGUGUCAGUGUCACGUGUUUUGACGCUGGGAGUCCGCCCCUAAACGCCACCGCCAACUUCUUGGUAGAGGUGCAGGACGAGAACGACAACGCCCCUGUAUUCGACUCCCUGUUCUACACCGCUGACGUCAGCGAGGGGCCAGUCAUCGCGGACAACAGCAUUAUUCUGCGUGUCCACGCCUCGGACAACGAUGUGGGAAUCAACUCGCAGAUCACCUACAAGCUGGCAGACAGGUCCGACAACGAUUUUGGGAUAAACGGAGAAGGAGAUCUCUAUGUGUCCAGGGCCAGGGGACUGGACAGAGAAGACAAGGUCAAGGGACCCAGGCGAGAGCUGACAGUUAUGGCGAUCGAUGGGGGAAAUCCGGCGCUGACCGGAAUCGCCACGGUGGUUGUGACUGUGCGUGACGUCAAUGACAACCCGCCUAAAUUCUCGGAGCCGGUCUAUUAUUUUAACGUCCCAGAGAACUCUCAGAGCGGGCGCAUCGUGAACAACCUGUCCGCCACGGACGACGACGCGGACAUGAACGCCAUUUUUUACUUCAAGAUGUUACCGUUGUACAAGCAUAAGAUGCCCUUCGAGGUGGGCCUUGACGGAAACAUCCGGGUAUCCGGAGAUCUUGACAGAGAGAGGCAAGCCAACUACGACUUCCAGGUUAUUGUUUACGACCUGGGAGAGCCGCCUCUGACCUCCACUGUGACGGUGCACGUGAAGGUCACAGACGUGAAUGACAACGCCCCUGUCUUCAUGUUCCCCAAUGACGACAACUACACUCUGCACAUCCCACACACCCUGGGCGCCAACACUGUAUUCGCAAAUAUAAUAGCCAAGGACAAGGACGAAGGCAGGAACGGCGCCCUUGUGUACAGCUUAGAGGGGGGAAACGGCUCCAGGUUCUUUGACAUAGUCUCCGAUUCCGGAAAAGUUCUGCUCACUCGGCCUCUGUCCGUCAGCGAUGUUGGUGUCCACGUUCUUAAUGUCAUGGCCCAUGACCUAGGCUACCACAACCAAGAAUCCACGCAAGCAGUCCUGCAUAUCCACGUCUUUGAAGGCAACGCCACCUUGGCGCAUCUAGAGGGCGGGAUCGGCUUCAGGAACAUCCUGGUGGUCAUCAUUCUCAUCGUGGUCACCCUGGUCCUCGCGCUGAUCAUCCUCAUGACCAUCAUCCUCAUCCGCCGAGUGGACAGGCAGCGCAGGCUGUACCACGCCAAGCAGGAGGAGACCAAGGCUGACACCAGCGUGCGGCACUUCUACCCAUGCCAGGUUCAGGAUGUGGAGUCUCCAAGCGGCGUCUCAGACGACAACGAUGACUUCAAAGAGUGCAGCAAGAAAAAGAAGGAAGUUAGUUUCUCCUUGGAUGAGGACAACAACAUCAAUCAGACGCCAACCAUGACAACCUUCAACCCUGUUGUAUCUGAAAAGUAUGAUCCACUGGUAGAGGCAGACAGAGAUAAGCUAAAGAACGACGUACUGACCAGCAACCACUACCAGGCCGAGAGUCUUCACAAAAGUUCCAGCUCUAAGAAGGACAUUAAUUCUUUCAACUUUCACCAGGUCCACCCUACGGGCAGCAACGUCCUAACCAAUAGACAGGCUGCUCACCCGCACCGUCACCAUGACGACAACCUCAGCGACGCCAGCGGUGACCUCAGCACCAGCGACAGCGGCAGGGGCGGCAGUGAUGUGGAGCUCCAAAGCCACGGCGGGGUGUCUAAGGACUCAGGUGAUUCAUCCUUUACUUCGCAGCGAGUUUUCAAUUCACACAACAACCUCAGCAGCAUCAGCAGCACCAGCAGCAACGUAUUCAACAACAGCAGCGCUGGCGUCAGGGGCGCUGCCAGCAACAAGUCUGUUCAUUUCCAGAACAUCCACCCUGACCCUGUGAAUGUCGGCUCUUUUCUGUCGCCCAUGGCGUCAGCGUCUUUCAUGGGCCGCCAGCCCCGUGUGGCGAACUACGCCAUUGGAGGAGCCCCCACCACCAUGGCUGGUGCUUCGGGUUCGCCGCUCUUCGCCCCGAACUUAAGCCCGAACGAGGUGAUAAGUAAUCGCCAUGCCACUUUUAACAUGAACGGGCGCCGGCCGAGUCCGUCCAGCCUAGCAACGGAUGGACACCGAAAUCAGUCCUUAAUCAACUUUUCAGCCCACCCAAACACGAGGCACCCGAUCCCAUUCAACCCCACCGGCGGGGAGAGCACAGACCUGACUUCUGGGCGAAGAUCCAACAUGUCCCAGAGGUCGAAUUCCGGGAUGGACGUCACAUGGGAUGCUGACACCACAACCUCUGGCAGCUAUACAGUGGAUCCUCAGGAGCUGUGUGAUGAGAUUGACAAGCUCUUCUUCGAUGAAGUUAAGGAUGUGAUUGUGUAGGUGCUGAAAUCACUUCCACACAAACACACUCAUACAGACUUUAGUGACUAAAGCACAUCAUUUUGGAAACUAUUGACCACACGUAAUAGGCGAGCAAAAUAUUUACACGGACCAAAUGUUUAAAAAAAAAAAACAGCAAACAAUAAAUGAUUCAACACACAAAUAGAUGUAGAUUGUAUUUUAAAAAAAACAAAA